AUGUCGUUGAUGGAAACGUUCUACAAUGAAGAGCAAAAAAUUUGGAGCGGACCUGAAAACACCUUAUUCACAGAUCCACAAAUAUCUAUAGGCAAAGUCAUAUAUGAAGUGCUUAAAGAGAAGCCAAACAAUAAAUUCCAGAUCGUCCAUGAUGAUGGCAAAAUACUCACCAAUGCGGAUGCUUUGACAGCGACUGUGAGCAUAGCGCGGUAUUUGAAAUCGGAAGGACUAACGCAUCGGGAUGUAGUUGGACUUAUAGCUAGGAAUACCACACAUGUUGCUCACGUUCUAUUUGCAUGCCUAUUCAAUGCCACGCCCUUUCAUGCUGUCAAUCCCAUGCUGGAAAGGGAAGCUAUAGCGUCGUUAUAUGCGAUAACAAAGCCAAAGAUUAUAUUUUGUGAUGGCAGAGAUUACGAAUUUUUGAAAUUGAUCACCAAGGACUGGACGGCUCAGUUGAUAACACUGAGCGAGCAUAUAGAGAAUGCGACUGGGAUAGAAGAGAUAUUGGCCACGGCAAUCAAUGAAAAUAAUUAUGAACCCACAAAGUUGGUGCAUGGCGCCGACCAAACCAUGGCUAUUGUCUGUUCCUCGGGCACCUCCGGGCUGCCCAAGGCUGUGACCAUAACCAACUCCCAACUACUGUUAAUAUCGCCAGUGAGUGGCUUAAAUGAUGUUGUAUACACGACAGCUAGUUACGAUUGGCUCUCCGCUAUAAAGAGUCUUUUGAGCAGUACAGUAAACGAAGCGGAUCGGGUGAUUUGUAGCCAGCCCUUCAGCGUGGAGUUGCUUGUGGAGAUCGUAAAGAAAUGGCAGGUGACCUACCUGUAUGUCUCCCACUGGCAGUUCAAUGCGCUCUUCAGCAGUCCCCUGGCCACUGCAGAGAAUCUCUCCAGUCUGCAGUUCGUCCAGUACAGCGGGGGUUGGGUGUCAGCUGGUGUGGUGCAGGCCGCUCGGCGCAUCAUCGAAUCAACCAUUUUUGUGUAUGCGUAUGGGACAACGGAAACGGACGGAAUAUCGGCUUGCCUAAAUCCAGAAACGGAGAACUUGGUAGGGAGUCUGCUGCCAGGCGUUCAUGCUCAGAUCGUUAACGACGCGGGAGUUCCACUGGCACAUGAUGAAGUGGGCGAAAUAUUGAUCAAGACGAAUCAAAAGUGGAAUGGAUACUAUGGCAAUCCUGUGCAAACAGCUCAGACACUCGAUUCCCAGGGUUGGUUCCACAUGGGCGACAUGGGCUAUUUCGAUAAGGAAAAUCGCCUCUAUAUGGUGGAUCGCAAAAAGGAUUUGCUUAAAUACCAAUCAAUGCAUUACACGCCCAACGAGAUCGAAAAGAUCAUCAUCGAGUUGCCAGACGUGCAGGAGGUAUGUGUGGUUGGUAUGAAGGAUCCUUUAUAUGGCGAUGCUGCUGGAGCCCUGAUUGUUCGAAAGCCACAGAGUCUUCUAAGUGAAAAACAGGUCAUAGACUAUGUCGCUAAGCGAAUUUCAGUGCAAUAUAAACAGCUGCAUGCAGGCGUUUGUUUCGUGGAUAAACUUCCAAUUAACUUCAAUGGAAAAAUGCUCCGAAAUGAAGCUCGAGAAUUAUUUAACAGCACGAAAAUGAGGAAGGCAAAACUUUGA
This is a messenger RNA of Drosophila arizonae, 1614 nucleotides long. RefSeq lists its product as uncharacterized. Gene Ontology annotation, biological process: fatty-acyl-CoA biosynthetic process; long-chain fatty acid metabolic process. The record is from RefSeq and is a predicted model, not a curated record. Lineage: Eukaryota; Metazoa; Arthropoda; Insecta; Diptera; Drosophilidae. Gene Ontology annotation, molecular function: long-chain fatty acid-CoA ligase activity.